Hippocampus comes (tiger tail seahorse) is the source of this 1680-nucleotide messenger RNA. Its product is annotated as isocitrate dehydrogenase [NAD] subunit gamma, mitochondrial-like. Bases 514 to 1680 code for a protein of 388 amino acids. Gene Ontology annotation, cellular component: mitochondrion. Gene Ontology annotation, molecular function: magnesium ion binding; oxidoreductase activity, acting on the CH-OH group of donors, NAD or NADP as acceptor; NAD binding. NCBI's taxonomy places the organism in Eukaryota, Metazoa, Chordata, Actinopteri, Syngnathiformes, Syngnathidae. The record is from RefSeq and is a predicted model, not a curated record. The transcript is spliced from 12 exons. Gene Ontology annotation, biological process: isocitrate metabolic process; tricarboxylic acid cycle.
UGUAGUCCGCCUUCCGCCCGAAGUCAGCCGGGAAAGUCUCCAGCGGCACCAGCCCACGACCCUCUUCGGGAUAACCCGUGUUGAAAAUGGUUGGAUGGGUGGACUGAUUGUCAAAUGUGAUUUGGCGUCUCCCACUUCUGGGAACCUUUGACAUUAUUGGAUAGAUUCAAAAUGAGAAUUAAUACACAGCGCACCCAAGAUAACUUGAAAUGAAAACUUAUUUUUUUUUUUUUAACUCUUUAUGAGGGAGGAAUCGGCAUAGGCCCUGCUUCCCGUAACUGCACGUCUCUGCGUGCGUGCCAAAUACGUGUGUACAGUCACGAAUUAUUUCUACCUAACGCGGUCAAGACGUAUUUGCUCUGGGUUCCUUCGACUGGCUAAAAUCGGAUUUGUGUCGUGGAUGAGCCGGUCGGCGCGUGGGAGAAAGAUUGACUCGUGAGCGCUCAACAAGUGGCCGCGUGCGUCUUCGGUCCGUCCAAGAUCCCAAACCCACCGGCGAGGAGGAGAGGCAGCAUGACGGCUCGCGUCUUCCACUACAUCAAGCCUCUGCUUGGCAACCGGUUGCUGGCCAAGGCCUGCGCUUCGGCUUCCUGCCGCCAGAAGUCCACUUCCACCACUCGUCAGAUGAUCCCUCCGCCGGCGCAAUACGGAGGCAGGCACACGGUGACGCUGAUUCCCGGAGACGGCGUCGGGCCCGAGCUGGCCAAGCACGUGCAAGAGCUCUUUCGGUUCUGUUGCGUUCCGCUGGACUUUGAAGUCGUCGACGUGGACUCGUCCUCGGCCUCAGAAGCGGACGUCAACAACGCCAUCGUGGCGAUCAGGCGCAACGGCGUCGCGCUCAAAGGCAACCUGGAGACCGACCACAAUUUACCCGCCGCCCACAAAUCCAGAAACAAUCUUCUCCGAACCGCUUUGGAUCUGUACGCCAACGUGAUGCACUGCAGGUCUCUGCCAGAGGUGCCGACCCGACAUCAUAACGUGGACAUCGUGAUCGUCAGGGAGAACACCGAGGGCGAGUACAGCAGCCUGGAGCACGAGAACGUCCCGGGAGUGGUGGAAUGUCUGAAGAUCAUCACCAGGAGCAAAUCGUUACGCAUCGCCGAGUACGCCUUCAGGAUGGCUCGUGAGAAAGGACGCAGACGAGUGACCGCCGUGCACAAGGCCAACAUCAUGAAGCUGGCCGACGGCCUGUUCCUGGCGUGCUGCGAGGAGGUUGCCGGCGCUUACCCGGACAUCGCCUUUGACAGCAUGAUCGUGGACAACGCGACCAUGCAGCUGGUUUCCAGGCCCCAGCAGUUCGACGUGAUGCUCAUGCCCAACCUGUACGGCAACGUGGUGAGCAACAUUUGCGCCGGGCUGGUGGGCGGACCGGGCCUGGUGCCCGGAGCCAACUACGGUCGCGACUACGCCGUCUUCGAAAUGGGCACCAGGAACACGGGGGGGAGCAUCGCCAAGCGCGACGCGGCCAACCCCGCCGCCAUGCUGCUGGCCUCCUGUCUGCUGCUGGACCACCUCAAGCUCGGCGCCUACGCCGCCAUGAUCCGACGGGCCGUCCUCCGCGCUCUCAGCGAGUCUCGGCUGCACACGCGGGACCUGGGCGGCCAGGGCUCCACGUCGGAGGUGGUGCAGUUCAUCAUGAAGGCCAUUCAGAGCACCGGCCCGCUCACGGUCGGCGUCUAG